AAUUUUUUUUAUAGAAAUGGCUGCAGCUGCUGACACCAGGCAAUAAUAAAUGUAAUCGUUCUGAUGGUCUCCAGUUUUAUUUGAAUAUUUACCUCACUCCGUACUGUGUAAGAUCUAAUUUGGAUGUCACAGCCUUGGCCUUAUUCCUCAGUUCAUUUGAAUUUUUGUACAGGAUUCUCGCUCAAAAUUAUAAAUUGUACUUAGAAACAACACAUCGCCACAAUGAGUGAUACGUUUAAUAAAGUAUUCGACGUCGUCAAAAAGUACUUGCGUGAGAAUAAAGAUAAGAAUAGAUUGAAAAAAGAAAUAUCUCUGGAAAGAUGGCUGAAAGUGUUGAUAAGCAUCCAACCGAACAUUAAUAAAGACCUGGAAACUUAUUUGUGCGACAUAGUUGCUGAUUCGAGUAGUUGGAACGGCGUAAACUUCGUACCAAAAAUUGUCGGUGAAAAAUUAACAGAAGAUGGGAAUCCUUUCGGUAUGUCAACUAGAUAUUCACUUGCUUGCCGAUACUGUUUGGUGGCUAAAAUUCCAAAACUAUUCCAAGAACUGCUCACCAAUUACAAUCCUGACAUUAUUAAACACAUGGUUUUUCCGCCGCAUUUAAAAAAGGAACUGCUUCUCUUAGAACUUGAUGACAAUUCGCCGAUUGAUAGUUACUGGUCACUUUUAAUCGACAAAAAUAUGAAAAAAAUCAAAAAACAAAACCCAGAAGAUGGAUUUUAUACGGCCGUUCAAUACUUUUGGUAUGAAGGUAUCGUGCAUUUCUAUAAUCAAUGCGAUUAUUUCUUAAAGUCUGAUUUACUGAGUAAAUGUUUGGUCGCACUGGUGAAUACUUCGAAACCUGUUUUGGAAGAAGGCAACAUUUUAGAUUUUUGUAUGGAGCGAAUUGAUAAAGAAGAUUUUAGUUGUAUAUUCGAACUUGAUCGUAAACGAACACAUUGUCUAUUGAUAUUAAUAAUCAGGAACGGUCGGCUGGAUUUGUUUGAAAAAACGUUUAAAUCGUAUCGAAUGAAAUCUGCAACGUAUGAUGAGUAUUUGGAGUAUUUAUAUCUGUUGGCUGAAAAUUUUAAGAAGAACAUUGAGUUAGAAGAGAACUGGAACACUUUCAUGUUUCUGUGGGAACUCGAUUAUUAUGAAGAUUAUCGCUUAGAAAUGUUUAAAGAACAUAAAAUGCGUAAGGUAUUCAUAGAUUUGUUAUUUUAUUACUUAGAAAGUGAAUACAACAUGAAUAAAAUAGUGGAAUUAAAGAAUGUCAUACGGUAUUCGUCGAAUAAUAUGAAUGAGUUGAAACAUUUGUUUAUUGAAAGAAUAGCCGAAACUAGAGGAUUCACAAGGGAACGCUUCAUAAAGUACAUCUACGUCUUUGAAAAAUUUAUGAAAUACAACCAACAAAGAAAAAUUGGUUUUAUUUAAAAGUUUUGUAAUGUGUAAUGUAAUUUUUGAGAUAUUGUAACUUGUUUUAAUAAAGCUUUUAAAGAACAA
Molecule: messenger RNA, 1482 nt
Organism: Aethina tumida (small hive beetle)
Lineage: Eukaryota; Metazoa; Arthropoda; Insecta; Coleoptera; Nitidulidae
Exons: 2
Coding region: 223-1413 (396 amino acids)
Source: RefSeq, a predicted model, not a curated record